This is a messenger RNA of Tachysurus fulvidraco (yellow catfish), 3763 nucleotides long. RefSeq names its product cyclin T1 (gene ccnt1). The transcript is spliced from 9 exons. Gene Ontology annotation, biological process: positive regulation of DNA-templated transcription, elongation; regulation of transcription by RNA polymerase II. Gene Ontology annotation, molecular function: cyclin-dependent protein serine/threonine kinase activator activity. The record is from RefSeq and is a predicted model, not a curated record. The coding region runs from base 31 to 1962 and encodes 643 amino acids. Gene Ontology annotation, cellular component: nucleus; cyclin/CDK positive transcription elongation factor complex. Lineage: Eukaryota; Metazoa; Chordata; Actinopteri; Siluriformes; Bagridae.
AAGAAUUUUAAAAUAGUCUCAUUCUUAGUAAUGGCGGCUCCGCAAGUCUCUCGCUCGGGAAUAAAGAAUAAAUGGUACUUUACCCGCGAGCAGAUCGAAAACAGUCCUUCUCGUCGAGCAGGACUGGACCCUGAUAAAGAAUUAUCUUACAGACAACAGGCUGCGAAUCUUCUACAGGACAUGGGACAGCGGCUCAAUGUAUCCCAGCUCACGAUCAACACUGCCAUCGCGUACAUGCAUCGCUUCUACAUGAUCCAGUCUUUCACUCGAUUCCACCGAAACGUGAUUGCGCCUGCUGCGCUUUUCUUGGCAGCAAAGGUUGAAGAGCAACCACGCAAGCUGGAGCAUGUGAUUAAGGUGGCUCAUGCCUGUCUCAAUCCUCAGGAGCCUCCUCUAGACUCCAGGAGUGAUACUUACCUGCAACAAUCCCAAGACCUGGUCAUGCUUGAGAGCAUUAUACUCCAGACCCUCGCCUUUGACAUCACCAUUGACCAUCCUCACACACAUGUUGUCAAGUGUACGCAGCUCGUACGAGCGAGUAAAGACCUGGCCCAGACUUCAUAUUUUAUGGCAACCAACAGCCUGCACCUGACGACAUUCUGCCUGCAGUACAGUCCCCCUGUAGUCGCGUGUGUAUGCAUACAUUUGGCCUGCAAGUGGUCUAACUGGGAAAUACCCGUCUCUAACGACAGCAAGCACUGGUGGGAAUACGUUGACCGAAAAGUCACUCUCGAGCUGCUGGAUGAGCUCACACAUGAGUUUCUACAAAUCUUGGAGAAGACGCCAAGCCGUUUAAAACGCAUUCGAAACUGGAAAGCAUCGGGUCAAACAGCGAAGAAGCCGAAGGAAGGAGACAAGACGGAAGCCAUGAUGAGCAUGAUCUCCAUGGCAUCCUCUGAAAGCACGCUGGCCGGCCUGAUGAGCCUCUCAGCUCCUCCUUCAACAUCCGAGCCCUCCAGCCCCACAUCGUCUAAUGAGGAUAAGCAGCCUGUCUUCAAAGUGCCUAACCCACCAGAACCGCCCGCUCCCACGAGAGUGUCUCUGAGUGAGUACCGAGCCAAGCAUGCAGACGAGCUCGCUGCACAGAAAAAGAAGCUGGAAAACAUGGAGGCCUCUGUAAAGCGUGAGUACGCCACAGCUGCCCAGGCCCUCAUGAACCAGCAGAGAAAGGAGAAGCAUCAUCAUAACCACCACCAGCAGCAAGCUGGCUCAAGUUCCUCAGAACCCAUCGUCCUAAAGAUUCCGAUAGAAGACAGGCAGGAUCGUGGCUCUAUCAAAAUGCGCCUGCCGAACAACAACAGAGGAGCCGAGCAGGACCUGAAGUUAAAGCUCCGCAUCCCAGAGAGACGAUCAGGUUCAGGGGAUGACGGAAAGAACAAAGAGAAGCACAGAGAGCGGACCAACCAUCACCACCACCACCACAAUCAUCACCAUCACCACUCCUCAGGGAGUAGCUCCUCCUCAUCCUCUUCAUCCUCACACAAACACUCCAGUUCCACGGGCGCUUCCACAAGUAGCAAAAAAUCAGACCCAACAAGAUCAAGCUCAUCUUCAUCUCGAAAGCGAACUCACUCGUCCGAGCCCUCGCCUAUGGCGCACCCUUCUAAAAUCAGCAAGUUGUCCAGGAACUCGUACCAGCUGCCCCCACUGCCUACGGACAUCCUGCCAUCGCUUGCGCUUGCACACAAUCAGGGAAAUUACCCACACCCCAAAACGGACAAGGCUGACACCAACGGACAUGGUGCCAGCACAGGGGGUCAGUCGAAUGAGUACCAAGACACGUUUGACAUGCUGAAUUCUUUGCUGAGCGCCCAGGGAGUGCAGCCUGCACAGUCCCAAAUGUUUAACUAUCACUCCCAAUACGGCGACUACAGAUACAGCGUGAGCUCAAGAGGCGGGAACCUGCAACCUCCGCCGCUUCCCGCGGAACCCCCUCCACGGCUUCCACCACUGCCCGAAUGAACCACCACAAAUACAUCACACGCCGUCCAUACACCAUCCCAGGUUUCCCAGAUUUCAUUUUUCAUCAUUUUUAUAUCUAUCACGUGCAUUAAGAUAAAUGGCAAAUGAACCUUCCAAUACACACAUUCUGCUCCAGCCUGUUAAAUCCAUCCCAAUCAUCCCAGGUGUCUGUGGUUGGGUGGUUCCACGGCACCCAAACGUGUGGCAAUAAUGGCUAACAUAUAAACUAUUAAAACCUAGCAAAAAAAAUGUAAAAGCAAAAUGUUAUUUAUUUAAAAAAAAAAUUGUACAUGCUAUUUUUGUCACUCAGUUUUAUAUAUGCAUUAUGUCUAAAUGGUGAUUAAUAAGAAUUGAGUAACUGAGCAAGAAAAACGAAAGAUUUGUUUUUACAUAUGGGUUUUUAUCUUUAACUAAUUAGUGUGUCUUUUUUAAAACCACAAUAUUUAUUGAUAGUCUUUUUAAAUGUAAUUAAAAGUUGUUUUUUGUUUGUGUUUAUUUUUAUUAUUAUUAUUAUUUGCUUUUGGAAGUCAUUUGGAUUCAUUUUUAUAUUGGUUUGCAUUAACGUGUGAGUCAAGUUGAAGAUAAAACAAAACAGAUAACAACAAAAAAGGUAACUCGUGCAAAUCGGCAUGAAAAUAUUUCUAAAAUCCGGUUGGUAUCGUCUUUGUUCAGCCAAGUGUUCACGAUCUAAAAUAGACAUGCAAUAUUUUUCCUAUUGAGAAAAAAAAAAGUUUUAUGUUUGCGUUUUAUGAAUUUAUGGGCCCUUUGUGGAAGCAGUCAUUGUUUUAAAUGCUUGUAAAUUGUGCUCGAAAUUCUACUGAGUAUAUAUAUAUAUAUAUAUAUAUAUUUUUUUUUUUCAGUUUGAUCACACCAGGCAGUAUCUAAUGUGGUGGUGUUUUUUGUUUGUUUGUUUGUUUUUGCUUUUUGUUUGCAGAAUAUAAUUAUUGUGUAUUGGCAGAAGAGACCACAAGCCAUUGUGAAGCAUUUAUAGACUUUUAUAAACUCAUAACCCAUAUUCAAAUAAUCUGCUUGAAUACGUCUACCAAAGUUGUAUGCAGCACAGAGGAUGUAGGACAUGUAGAGAAAUCCAUCCUUAGCCACAAAUUGUAUUUUCCUCUUUUGUUUUGUUUUCCAGUGUUGGGGGGGGGGGGGGACAUUUUACUUUGGAAGCGUUUAUGCACCGCUUGAUUUCUGAGACGUGAAACGAUUUUUCUACCGUCACAUUAAUGUUACUGUUGUGCCUGCCUCUGCUUACACUAUCGGAUAGGAUGGAUUUCUGAUUGUAUUCCUUCUCACAUUACACACGAUAAGCUCUGCAUGCUAACGAUGUACCGUUUAGUUUGAGAGUAUUAUUAUUAUUAUUACCACUUGUUCCUCCAAGGCUAUAUUCUGCCAUUACUCCUUACCAAAAGCAUGAAGCACACGCUCCUUAACUCUCCCUACUGAAUAUUUAGAUGGUGCUGGAGAUAAAGGGGUCACACGUUGUUGUUUUUUUUUAUUUUAUUUUAUUUUUUUUUCCUGUCGUCAUAUCGGAUUCCUGUUAUCUUAAGGAUACGGAAAGGUCGAAUCUCAAGACUCGUGCAAUCACCACUUCAUCUUUUCACGCCUGCAAAGAAAAGAUUUUUUUGUUGUUUUUGUUUUAUUAAAUGUAUACACCACACUAUGUUUCGUGGUACCACAUGAACUCUCAGGUUUCAGAUUUGAAUUCUUGGAACAUUUCUUGGCAGAAGAAACUUUGUGAACUCUGUUCCUUUUUUCUAAAUGUGAUUGAUAUCUCAUGUAAAUAAAUGUUUUAUGAGAA